CCCUUUACCCAGAGCGUGUCUGAUCCUGUGCUGUCUCUGUCCCUCUGUGUUGCAUCGUAACCCUCAUCAUGGCCCCCAAGAAGAAGGAAGAGCCCAAGCCUGUAGCUGCACCCAAACCCCCAGAGCCUGAACCCCCCAAGGAGCCAGAGUUUAACCCAGCAGAAGUCCAGCUUGAAUUCACCGCAGAGCAGCUUGAGGAUUUCAAGGAUGCAUUCCAGCUGUUUGACAGGACGCCAACCAAUGAGAUGAAAAUCACUUUUGCCCAGUGUGGUGAUCUGAUCAGGGCUUUGGGUCAGAACCCUACUAACGCUGAAGUCAUGCACGUCCUUGGCAAACCUAAAGCUGAAGACAUGCAUGUGAAGAUGCUGGACUUUGACCAGUUCCUGCCCAUGCAUCAGCACAUCUGCAAGGCCAAAGACCGCGGCACAUUUGAAGACUUUGUUGAGGGUCUGAGGGUGUUUGACAAGGAGGGUAACGGAACAGUGAUGGGUGCUGAGCUUAGACACGUCCUCGCUACACUGGGUGAGAAGAUGAAGGAAGAUGAGGUGGAGCAGCUGAUGGCUGGGCAGGAGGAUGCAAACGGCUGUAUAAACUACGAGGCUUUUGUAAAGCACAUAAUGGCUGGUUGAACAGAUGAUCAAGACAUAUCUAACGUGGAUACAAAAUGAUGACAGUUUUAUUUCACCAGUGUUCUUUUUUUAACAAGAGCCCCUGCAAGUGUUUCCUGCCGUGGGGCUAUUAGCAACAUCUGCCUCCACUGUCUCCAACCGUCUCUCGAACGUUCCUUUUUUUUAUGCCUCCUCAGUCUGUAUGCCCAAAAUUACUCCAUCAUACAUCAUGCUUGUUCUUUUUGUGGAUAAAAAAAGUAUAAUAAAUGUCACUCUUGAUUUAAACAGCC
This is a messenger RNA of Xyrauchen texanus (razorback sucker), 898 nucleotides long. RefSeq names its product myosin, light chain 13 (gene myl13). Gene Ontology annotation, cellular component: myosin II complex. Gene Ontology annotation, molecular function: calcium ion binding. The transcript has 7 exons. The record is from RefSeq and is a predicted model, not a curated record. Lineage: Eukaryota; Metazoa; Chordata; Actinopteri; Cypriniformes; Catostomidae. Bases 69 to 629 code for a protein of 186 amino acids.